AAGUGGGGCAGCAAAGAUGGGAACACCAAACAACCCCAAACCUAUGGCCAUUGUAGAAUCCACCCUCCGGGGCAGGUUUCUCGGAGCGGUAUAUGCAAGUUUAACCCAAGUUAACUCCCUCCCCUACCCUUACCCUUACCUGCUUUAACAGUUCUCUCUAUUUCACACUCUCUAACGGCAUCUUCUCCUUCAUCCCCUCCCUCCUUUCCCCCUCGAUUUCUGUGGAGAUUUUCUGGUUACGCUUUUCUUAGUUCCUUCCAUUCUCUUCCUCCACCUAUCCCCUUCUCUCCCGAUUCCUCAAGAUCCGGUCAUUUCUUCCGGAUCCCCCAUUUCUUUUUGUUUUAGCAACCCUUUCCCUUUUGAAGAUUGCUUUCUAGUUUCUCCCCGAGACCAAUAACCCGCAAGGGUACCUCAAAAUGGUGGUCAAGAUGAUGAAGUGGAGGCCUUGGCCUCCUCUUGUUUCCAGGAAGUAUGAGGUCACGUUGAUUGUCAGGAGGUUGGAGGGUUGCGAUCUGCUGCGGCACUCUUUGGAGAAAGGGUCUGAUGGACUUCGCAAAUUGACGGUUGAGAUUAGGUGGAAAGGUCCCAAAUUGACCCUCAGCUCCUUGCGCCGGACUGCCGUCGUUAGGAACUUCACGAGGGAGGUGGGCGUCGACGUUGUCGCCCCCGACGCCGUCGUCGUUUGGGACGAGGAGUUUCGUAGCUUAUGCAAUCUAUCGGCAUAUAAAGACAAUGUGUUUCAUCCCUGGGAGAUCGCUUUCACCGUUUUUAAUGGAUUGAAUCAAAAGCCAAAGAGCAAGGUUCCUGUCAUUGGAACCGCAUUAUUGAAUGUUGCUGAGUUUGCAUCUGUAGCUGAUCAAAAGGAUUUUGAUUUGAACAUCCCUCUCACACCCCCAGGAGGUUCUGCCGAAUCUUCUCCUUCACUUUGUAUAUCAAUUAGCUUGGUAGAGCGAAGAGCUGCUCAAGAAAACACAGAGAUGGUUCAAAGAUCCAUAGUGCCAGUAACAUCACCAACCCAGUCAGGAGAAACUACAUUGGCAGAAAAAGAUGACCUUUCUGCAAUCAAAGCUGGACUCAGGAAAGUAAAGAUUUUGACAGAAUAUGUAUCUAUUAGGAAACCAAAAAAGGCAUACCGUGAGGAUGAGGGCAGUGAAGGCAGGUGCUCUGUGCGUAGUGAUGAUGGCGAGUACAAUUAUCCUUUUGACUCUGACUCUCUUGAUGAUUUUGAGGAAGGAGAGUCAGAUGAGGGAAAAGAUGGCUCCAGUGUCAGGAAGUCAUUCAGUUAUGGAAAGCUGGCCUAUGCAAAUGCUGAAGGAUUAUUUUAUUCAAGCCUGAGGGUAAAUGGUGAUGAUGAGGAUUGGGUUUACUACAGCAAUCGCAAAUCAGAUGUUGGGUGUUCGCAGAUGGAGGAUUUAACUGUGCCAGCCAUGGAACCUUCUUUAUUACAAAGUUCAAAGCGCAGCAUACUUCCUUGGAGGAAAAGGAAGUUGAGUUUCAGGUCUCCUAAAGCAAAGGGAGAACCCUUGUUAAAGAAGGCUUAUGGAGAAGAAGGUGGUGAUGACAUAGAUUUUGAUCGUAGGCAACUUAGCUCUGAUGAAUCACUUUCUCUUGGGUGGUACAAGACUGAAGAUGACUCAUGUGCAAACCGGUCAUCAGUAUCUGAGUUUGGGGAUGACAACUUUACUAUUGGAAGUUGGGAGCAAAAAGAAGUGAUAAGCCGAGAUGGUCUUAUGAAGCUUCAGACCCAGGUCUUUUUUGCCUCAAUUGAUCAGCGUAGUGAACGGGCUGCUGGUGAGAGUGCAUGUACAGCUCUUGUUGCUGUAAUUGCAGAUUGGUUUCAAAACAAUCAUGAACUCAUGCCUAUAAAAUCCCAAUUUGAUAGCCUAAUUCGUGAAGGCUCAUUAGAAUGGAGGAAUCUGUGUGAAAAUGAGACCUACAGGGAGCACUUCCCUGACAAGCACUUUGAUCUUGAAACAGUUAUUCAAGCUAGAAUUCGUCCACUUUCUGUGGUUCCUGAAAAGUCCUUUAUUGGUUUCUUCCACCCUGAAGGAGUAGAUGAGGAUAGAUUUGACUUUCUUCAUGGUGCCAUGUCUUUUGAUAACAUUUGGGAUGAGAUUUGUCGAGCUGGACUGGAGUGCCCUAACAAUGGUGAGCCCCGUGUUUACAUUGUUAGCUGGAACGACCAUUUUUUCAUCCUCAAAGUUGAAGCAGAUGCUUAUUACAUAAUUGACACAUUGGGGGAGAGGCUUUAUGAAGGAUGCAACCAGGCAUAUAUUCUGAAAUUUGACAGCAGCACUGUAAUAUACAAAAUAGAAGAUGCUGCCCAGACAUCUGAAGAGAAACCCGGCAGUGAACGGCAAACUGUUGCGGCAGUAUUAGAGCGGGAUAAUGAACAGGUGCAGCAAGUUAAUGGACAAGAGGUGGUUCCUGUGGUGGAGGCUGAAAAGAAGUUGAAGAACAAGGAUGAAGAGGAGGUUGUGUGCAGAGGGAAAGAAGCUUGCAAAGAGUAUGUCAAAAGUUUUUUGGCUGCAAUCCCUAUCAGGGAAUUGCAAACAGAUGUGAAGAAAGGUUUAGCAACAUCAGCACCGCUUCAUCAUAGACUGCAAAUCGAGUUUAACUACACGCAGCUGUUAAAGUCGAAUUUUGUGACUCCUGUGGCCGAAGAAGCAACAGACUCUUUGCUGUCACAGUAAGCGAGGUUUCUAGAUAAGCUUCUCACUGUUGACUCCAAGUGUGAAUGUGUGAUUGUUCUAACAUGUUCUGAAUAAUAUGGGUGUUCCCUGAUGUGAGUUGAAAUUAACAAAGGGAAACCCCGUUUGAGCUUUUUGGUGGUAUAGGCUUGGCCCUUGCCCGUGAUUUGCCCUAAUGUUUUCCUGGUAAGUAUGAAAUGUAAAUGACUCUCUAAUUUGCUUUUCAAGUGAGCUCAAACUUUUUGGCAUCUAACAAGUAAUGGAAAGAUGCUACUCGUGAGUAGCUUCAAGCUUUUAGCUUUUUGUAUCCUCUUAA
This is a messenger RNA of Prosopis cineraria, 3006 nucleotides long. RefSeq lists its product as uncharacterized. Lineage: Eukaryota; Viridiplantae; Streptophyta; Magnoliopsida; Fabales; Fabaceae. The transcript is spliced from 4 exons. The record is from RefSeq and is a predicted model, not a curated record. The coding region runs from base 417 to 2693 and encodes 758 amino acids.